Molecule: messenger RNA, 2468 nt
Organism: Sander lucioperca (pikeperch)
Lineage: Eukaryota; Metazoa; Chordata; Actinopteri; Perciformes; Percidae
Gene: rtn2a
Product: reticulon 2a
Exons: 10
Coding region: 327-1808 (493 amino acids)
Source: RefSeq, a predicted model, not a curated record
GAGAUGAAUGGGAGAUGACAGACGGACACAGGGGCAUACUCUUGCUUCUCUCGCUUUUGCUGUAGCGUACAUUACUAAAGCUGCAGUCAUAACGAUGCAAGAGGAAAUGACGAGAGCAGGGAGGAUGGUGGAGGCAGGCGGGCAGGGCGGGGCUGCUGAGUGAAAGCAGCGGGAGGCAGGAGAGUGAGGAAGCGGCUAAACAGACAACCAAGAAACCGAGGGAGGAGGAGGGAGAGAGACAGUAUAUCCACAGGACGUGAGUGCCGGCAGCAGAGGAGGGAGGGGGGCUUCCAGACUGGAUGGGCCCAGCGAUGCCUUGAUGGAGUAUGGGCCAGGUUUUAGGAUUCUCCCACUGCCAGGAAUAUGGCUCUGUGGCGUCCACUCCAGACUCGACGCCUCCAUGCACCGAUGGCGGAAAUGAGGAGUCCGAGAUGUGCGAGCUGCAAACGGCCAGGGAGUGGUCUGACGAUGAGGAUGGGGGAGAUGGAGAUCCAGAUGAUGACGAGGGGCUGGCUUCAUCCCUGUCCAUCUGGGGCACGCCGCACCAGAACACCUUAGAGCUGACUUUCUCUUACAUCGCCAUCGCUGAGGCCGAAGCGGUGGGAGCCUCGCGACACCUCCGUGACCGACGCAGGGGCAGCUCUCGGGGGAUUCGCACUCCUUUGAUCCGCACGGACACCCUGGAAGCAUUGCUGGACUCCCCAGAGUCUGACGUAGACUGGGACCCUCACGCCUUCCUCAGUCGAGAGGAAGAAGAGGAAGCAUCAGAAAGGAGAGCGCAGGAGAGGGUGGAGGCGAGUGCAGCCGUGAGGAGGGAGCAGCACAGGCAACCUGAGACUAUUACAAAUCAGCCCUCUCUCCAAAAUCCAGACCCAGAAACUCAGGGGAGAGACGCAGAAAUCCAAAGAGAGGAGCCUCCGAGCAGUCUGACCCAGACUGCCCAGCGUCCCUCUGCGUCUUUGUCUUCCCAGCAUCAGAGCCCAUUGCAGAUAUUUCAGGCAGCAGCAGUCUCGCAGACCCCUGAGCCAGAAUCCCCCGUCACCAGGGAAACCAUUUCAGUCAAGCUGCUCACAUCUGUGCGACCCAGAGGCCCGGCAUCCUCGUCACCAGCUGCCAUUGGUCGAAACUCUCAGGAACAGCUGGUCAGCGAUCACUGGUUUUCAGCACUUGACCUAUCAGAGGACCUGACUGUAUGCACCCACAUAGCAGUUAUGGACCUGAUCUACUGGAAGGACACAGAGCGCACAGGCAUGAUCCUGACAGGGUUAGUGGUCGGCCUGCUGUCCCUGUUCCAGCUCAGCGUUAUCACUGUGCUCUCCACCGUCUCCCUGGCUGUCAUGUGCUUCACCAUUUCAGUGCGCAUCUACUACCAAGUCCUCUACAUCCUCAACUGGGGCGAUGGAGAACAUCCCUUCAAGUCAUACUUGGACCUGGACAUCAGUUUCAGUGGAGAGGAAGCUGACCGGUAUAUGCAGAAAGCCAUUGUCAUGGCUCUGUCUGCUGUUGACUCUCUGAAGGGACUCUUUUUUGUUGGAAACCUCUUGGAGUCAAUCAAGUUACUGGUUCUGAUGUACCUUGUGACAUACCUGGGAGACCUGUGCAAUGGCCUUACUCUGCUCAUCAUCAGUGUGAUCGCUGUCUUUUCUCUGCCACUUUUCUACCAAAAACGCCAGGAGCAGGUGGACAUCUUCAUUGCAAAAAUCCAGGCCCACAUUGACAACGUCAAGGACACCUUCCACAGACUUUCCCAUGGUGGUGGCCCUCCACCUGACCCAACUCCCGGUGGUGCCAAACCCAAAACCCAGUAAACACUGAUGGACAAGAAUUUAAAGAAAAAGCUCCCACUCAGAUGUCUUACCCAGCAGUCUGUGCUCAGAUCUCCAGAGAACACAGCUCCAGAGACUGGGGAAGGGAGGUUACUUAAACGGACAAUGAUGAGGAUCAUGCAUGGUACUUUAUACUCUAACUGUAUCUAAGUUAUGGGGGGUGGAGGUUGGGGUUUGGGUUAAAACCUAAUCAAGGUGACUCUUGCUGCUGACGUCAGAGAUGGAAAGAUUCGAUGACACAGCUUGUCGUAUGUGACCAUCCUUGGAAAUAUUCACUGUUUUUAAUAUGUAAUAUCUGACUCAAAAAGUGUCUUAGAUGGUUGAGAGUUGUAGUCCAAAUCAGGUAUAAGACCAGAAAUGGGAAGUUCCCACACCGACAGCUACUUACCUGAGAAAGUCAGUUGUUAAGGUGAAAAACAGGGGUCAUCAUCAUUCAUGGCAGCAUAAAACUGGCAAUUAAAGAUGCAUGUGUCGGCACAUGUACUUUUUCUGAAUGCAUAUUCAUUCUCCUGACUGUGUGUGUGUGUGUGUGUGUGUGUGUGUGUGUGUGUGUGUGUGUAAAAUUCCAUGGCAUCCAGCUUUCUGAAAUGAAAAUGUUACAUACAAGCAAUUAAAGUCACAUCUCUUCUUUAUUUUCCAAAA